UCUUGAAGAAAAAUGUCAAAAGCACAAAAUAAAGGUUUUACAAAAGAGGAAGAACUUCUCCUUCAAGAUUUCAGCCGUAAUGUAUCGACAAAAUCCUCAGCUUUGUUUUAUGGAAAUGCCUUGAUUGUGUCUGCAGUUCCAAUAUGGUUAUUCUGGAGAAUACACAUGAUUGAUAUUUAUUCCUCCUUGAUUUUGUUCGCAGUUAUCACUGCUAUUUCUACGUAUUUAUUGGCUAUGGCGUACAGAAAUACAAAAUUCACAUUGAAGCACAAGAUUGCUGUGAAGAGGGAGGAAGCUGUUACCAGAGACUUAAGCAAAAAACUAGCAGAAGACAAGAAAAUGAGCAAGAAAGAAAAAGAUGAGAGGAUUUUAUGGAAGAAGAACGAAGUAGCUGACUUCGAGGCUACCACUUUCUCCAUAUUCUACAACAAUGCCCUAUUUUUAGCCAUUGUUAUUCUUGCUAGUUUCUAUUUGCUUCCAGCAUUCACACCAGCAGUCAACUACACUCUUUCCAUUGGCUCCACAGCUGCGUUAUUAGCCUUAUUGUCAACUGGAUCACACUAAAACUUGUUUAUUGAAUCUGUGUAUACACUGGUAUUGUUUUAUAGUACCAUUUUGUUCAAGUGUAAAUAAGAGGAUGAAAUUAACAUCAAAAACAUCAGAAUAUCCUUUAAGGUUUGAGUAAAGCUGUUGAAAAUAAAUGUAUAUAUUGUUUACUUUUUGGAAAACAUAUGAUUUAUUUUACAUGUUUUUAAAUUGAUUAUAUAUUAUGAAAACUAAAGAUUGUAAAAGACUAUUUUCUUUUUAUAUUAUAUUAUAUUUAUGAUUUUCUGUAUAAAUUGGACAUUAGGUUAUAUAAAACAAAAAAAGUAAAUAUUUCAUACUUUUCAUUACACCAUUAAUUCAGCUUUAUAUUCAUAUAAUUUAUAUUGUUUCAAUAAAAAAACUAUUUUUU
Diabrotica balteata is the source of this 955-nucleotide messenger RNA. The record is from the annotation of a GenBank genome assembly. Lineage: Eukaryota; Metazoa; Arthropoda; Insecta; Coleoptera; Chrysomelidae.